AUGUCAUUCUUUUUCAGCUGGAUUCUCCUCCCUCUCUCUCACUCUCUCCUCCGCUCCCCAUUAGUGGCUGGCUUUCCACAGCGCAGCAUCCCAUCCACUGUAGCUUCUCUCUCCGCGGGUGGGAGAGGGAGGAUCAGUGCCGGCGCGAGGUGUGAGCAUUAACCCAGGGACGAGAGCUUGAAGCCGGGGGUAUACGGGAGCGUGGGAUCACUGGCUCCUGCCGUGGACCGUAUGCAUCACUGGAUCUCUGUAGUGAGAUAAAGAGUUGCAAAGAGACCGAGGAAAGGAGUUUGACUGACAGACAGUGAGUGAGGAGGAGGCCAGAGCUGCAGGCAAACGAUACAGGCUUUUGGGAAGUGAGGGGGGAUUGUUUGGACGACUUGGAGCCAGGCGAGAGGCUUCUUCCCAGGGGGCUGCAGAUGCACGGACAAGCUCCUCUUUUUAUCCAGCAUUGGCUCAUUUGUUGAGGAGGGGAACCCCUGCUUCUCUAAGGAAAGGAAAGUGAAUACAGAAGAAGACAAAAAAUGACUGAAUGAGUUUCUGCAUUUUUACCCGAAACAGGAAAAUCUGCUGAACUUGGAUUUUAAGUUGGAUGCCUUUAUCUUCUUCUACCCUGCAACCUCCCUCUCCUCUGGGAUUAAUGUUGAAUAUUCUGCAGAUUCUCAGCAUUCAAGGUUUCUCAGGAGAAUUUUAAGCUUCCCCAUUGCAUUUCCUUUGAAUUCUUUAGUGAAAGCGACAUAUGAGUGGAUCUGCCUUGACUUUAAGUCUCCUCCUGUAAUGACAUCUGACAGUCAUCCAGACAAUUUUCUGUGUAUUUCUCCCGAAUCAACACUGACGAUUUUUUUUAAAUCACCCUGUAGACAAUUACAGUAGAGGCAUUAGCAUCAGCCUUUUGCCCUCCUCUUUUACGUCUUUCUUUUUUUCAUUUUUCUUCAUCUGUUGGUGAACGAGGGGAAACUUCCCCUAGCUGGCACCCUCCCUCCCGUGGAAAUGGCUUUCCUGGUUCGUUGCUAUGCCAACUGCUUGCAGCCAUGGUCCUCCAAACUUCCUGCUGACCUCAAUAAGAUGCAUCUGACAGACCACGCCCACCAGCAGGUGAUGCACAUGGCUCCCAGCCAAUCAGGAUGCAGCAUCGCCAGCGACUCGGGGAGCAGCAGCCUGUCAGAUAUAUAUCAGGCCACAGAGAGCGAGCUGGGAGACGUAGACCUCUCUGGACUGCCAGAGGCUGCGGUGGACAGCGAGGAAGAGGAGGAGGAAGAUGAGGACCUGGAGAGGGCUUCGGACACGCUUCUGGGCCGAGAUCUAGUCCGAGAGUGUCUGGAAAAAGAGCCAGCCGACCGCAACGAUGACGACAUUGAGCAACUGCUGGAGUUCAUGCACCAGCUGCCUGCCUUCGCCAACAUGACCAUGUCCGUGCGCAGGGACUUGUGCAGCGUCAUGGUGUUCGAGGUGGUGGAGCAGGCUGGCACAGUCGUACUGCAUGACAAACAAGAGCUGGACCUCUGGUAUGUUAUCCUGAACGGGGCGGUUGAGAUCAGCCACCCAGAUGGAAGAGUGGAGACUCUGUGUAUGGGCAACAGCUUCGGCAUCUCACCCUCACUCGACAAACAGUACAUGAACGGAGAAGUUCGCACCAAGGGGGAUGACUGUCAGUUCGUGUGCAUCGCCCAGGAGGACUACUGGCGCAUCCUCAACCACGUGGAGAAGAACAUGCACAAGGUGGAGGAGGAGGGGGAGAUCGUGAUGGUGAAGGAGCACCGCGAGCUUGACCGCAGCGGCACCAGGAAGGGACACAUCGUCAUCAAGGGAACCCCGGAGCGUCUGAUCAUGCACCUGGUGGAGGAGCCGUCGGUGGUGGACCCCACAUACAUUGAAGACUUCCUGCUGACCUACAGGACCUUCCUGUCAAGUCCCAUGGAGGUUGGCAAGAAACUGCUGGAAUGGUUCCAGGUGGACAGCCUCCGCGACACGGUAACGAGAAUAGUGCUGCUGUGGGUCAACAACCACUUCAAUGACUUUGAAGGUGACCCGGCCAUGACGCGCUUCCUGGAGGUUUUUGAAAAACAUCUAGAAACGACAAAAAUGAAGGGCCAUUUGCGGCUUCUGAACAUAGCGUGCGCAGCCAAGGCUAAGUGGCGACAGAUCACUCUGCAGAAGGCGUCCAGGGAGUCGACGCUCUACUUCAGCGUGCAGGGCGGCAGCGAGAGAGGAUUCGGCAUCUUCGUGGAGUCGGUGGAGGAAGGGAGCAAGGCUGCAGAGGCCGGACUCAAACGGGGAGAUCAGAUCAUGGAGAUCAAUGGUCAGAACUUUGAGAACAUCUCCUUCUCCAAAGCUGUUGACAUCCUCAGAAACAACACGCACCUCUCCCUCACGGUUAAAACCAAUAUAUUCGUCUUCAAAGAGCUCCUCAGCAGGAUUGUGCACGAGAAGAAAAACGGCGUCCCCCACAUUCCCAAGAUCCAGGAGAAAAAAGGCAAUCGCUUCUCCAUCCCUGACCUGCCCGGAGACAUGGAGUUCCCCACCGAUCACAAGAGCACCAGGAAAAUGAAGGCCAACACCGUGUCCGGAGGACGCAACAAGAUCAGGAAGAUGCUGGAGAAGACGCGCUUCAGCAUACUGCCACCCAAACCGUUCAGUGACGGCGGCAUUGGUCAGUCUCAGGACGACAGCAUUGUGGGAACAAAGCAGUGUCGUCACAGCGUGGCCAUCAUGCCCAUCCCUGGCAACCUGUCGUCCAGCAGCCCCGACCUGCUGCAGCCGGCCACCAGCAUCCUUGACUUCUCCAACCCUGCAGCGCUGGGACUGUACUACAUCCCUGACCAGGUGAUUCGGGUGUUCAAGGCCGACCAGCAGAGCUGCUACAUCAUCAUCAGUAAGGACACCACUGCCAAGGAUGUGGUCACCCACACCGUCAACGAGUUCGGCCUCGUCGCGGCGCCCGAAACCUACUCCCUGUGUGAGGUCUCGGUUAGUCCGGAGGGAGUCAUAAAGCAGCGGCGCCUGCCCGACCAGCUCUCCAAACUGGCUGAUCGGAUUCAGCUCAACGGCAGGUACUACCUGAAGAACAACAUGGAGACGGAGACGCUGUGCUCAGACGAGGACGCCCAGGACCUUCUCAGGGAGAGCCAGAUCUCUCUGCUGCAGCUCAGCACCAUGGAGGUGGCUGCCCAGCUCUCCAUGAGAGACUUUGAGCUCUUUAGGAACAUCGAGUCCACAGAGUACGUGGACGACUUAUUUAAACUGGACUCCUCCAUUGCCAGUGGCAAUCUGAAACAGUUUGAGGAGGUGAUAAACCAGGAGACCUUCUGGGUCGCCACGGAGAUCCUCAAGGAGCCCAACGCCCUGAAGAGGAUGAAGACCAUCAAGCACUUCAUCAAGAUCGCCCUGCACUGCAGAGAGUGCAAGAACUUCAACUCCAUGUUCGCUAUUAUCAGCGGUCUGAACCUGGCACCGGUGGCUCGGCUGAGGAGCUCAUGGGAGAAGUUGCCCAGCAAGUAUGAGAAGCUGUUCGGGGACCUGCAGGACGUCUUCGACCCAUCCAGGAACAUGGCCAAGUACCGCAACACCCUGAGCAGCCAGAGCAUGCAGCCUCCCAUCAUCCCACUGUUCCCAGUGGUCAAGAAGGACCUCACCUUUUUACAUGAAGGCAAUGACUCCAGUGUAGACGGUCUUGUGAACUUUGAGAAGCUGCGGAUGAUCGCCAAGGAGAUCAGACACGUGGUGCGGAUGACGUCAGCCAACAUGGACCCUGCCCUCAUGUUCAGACAGAGGAAGAAGAGGUGGAAGAGUUUAGGGUCUUUGAGCCAAGGCAGCACCAACUCCAACAUGCUGGACGUGCAGGGUGGCGCCCACAAGAAGCGAGUGCGCCGCAGCUCGCUGCUCAACGCCAAGAAGCUGUACGAGGACGCUCAGAUGGCCAGGAAGGUGAAGCAGUACCUGUCCAACUUGACGGUGGAGUCAGACGAGGAGAAACACCAGAUCAUGUCCCUGCAGUGUGAGCCGUCCUACAGCACCUUGUCUAAGAACUUGAGUGAGAGACGAUCCACCAAGUCGGACAUGUCUCCAGUGUCUCUGCGGUCGGCGUUGCCCUCGGGGAAAACACAGAACCGGGUGUCGCAAGUCCUCCAGGUCCAGGUCCCACUCAACCCUCUACGGAAAAAGAGCACCGCCAAGGACAUAGGCAUACCUAACUCCAACUCUCCCCAGGUGGUAAAGAAACCUCCGGUGAACUCAUCGGAGGAGUGGAGCACCAAGAGACCGUCUGAUGACACCGUCUCCACCAUCUCCUCCCUUCACUCCAGCCCCACAGUGUCGCCGCAGGGCUCUCCACGCAAAGUGGGAGGCGUGGCCAAGUCCCAUAACUCAAGCCAGAUGAACUUGUCGGGAUCUUCGUCAUCGCUGACCAGCGACGCCAGCACAAAGGCCGGCACUGCCAGCUUGCGCAGCAUAGGCUAUGCCCUGCUGCCGCCUUGUAAAGCAGACAACCUGUCGGACUCCAGCCACAGCGAGAUCUCCUCCCGCUCCAGCAUCUGCUCGGUUGACUCUGUGCCGGCUCCCGGGCCUGACGAUCGCUGCAACAGCAGCAACAGAACUCUUAGCAAUGUUUCUGCUGUAACUGCGACAACUACUACUACUGCUACAACGGCGGCUGCAGUUGUCGAGAGCACGGCGGCGACGCAUGCGCAGUUUAACGCUGAUUACAACCAGCCUAGCACAAGUUCUUCAUCGACGGCGCGGGGAUACGUGACGCGAGGCUCCACCUUCACCUCCUCCAUCUCCACAGAGGAGCUGACACCGGACCACACGUCUCUGGAUUCGGUGGCCGACAGCGGCCGCGGCAGCUGGACCUCCUGCUCCUCCAACUCCCACGACUCCUUCCAGAGCCUCCCUGCUUCCUCCUGCCGUCCCUGGGACCACGGCAUCCACGGGCACCCGCUCUCUCUCCCGCACACGCACCUGGGGGGCUACAAGCACACGCAGCUGGCCAGGCCCAUCGCGGAGGUGGAGGCCGCGAGUCACGCGUGGGCGAACGAGGGCGCCGCCGCUGCCAAGCAGCAGCACCCCAGAGAGUCCUGCUCGGAGCUGUCCAGUCAGUCCCGUCAGAGCUGGGCAUCGUCAAGCUCGCUGUCGGACACCUACGAGGGGAAUUACGGGACGAUAAAGCGGCGGAACACCUCCGAGCGCCCCUCCUCGCCCACCAACGAGGAGGGAGGGCAAAGCACAGACCCCGCCUACAAAACGGUGACGUCAAGCACAGAGAAAGGCCUGAUAGUGUAUUGUGUCACCUCCCCCGCCAAGGAUGAGCGUUACCGUGCUCCCCCUCCCACCCCUCCAGGCUACCAGGGUCUGGCUCUGGGGGACCUCGGCCUCACGGACGGAGUGGUGGUGGGUGGGCCAGGAUUGCUCCCCCCUAGGCCACCCCACCUCAAACCUCCCGACUACAGCGUGGCGCUACAGAGGAGUAAACUCCUGCAGAGCCCCGGAGCCGCCGGCAGCCUGGCUGAAGCACGGAGGCUGGCCAGCAACCACCAGAGCUACUCCAGACCGCCGAGCAUCUGCCUCCCACCACCGGAGCUGGCUGACAGCGAGGACGAUGAACAGGUGUCAGCGGUGUAAAGAUGGUGACGUCACGCUCUCUCACACACACACACACACACACACACACACACACACACACACACACAUUCUCACUCUCGGACAAGGUCGUGUUGAUCAGACUUUUGGACUAAAUCAGCAGCCUGAAUGUGAACACGUGUCAGAGCACAUUCAAUUCUCCAAGACCCGGCCCCCCCACAGACCCUGUUCGACGCCACCAUGGACAAUAAUGCACCUCUGGACCAGACUAGUGGGUCACAUAAUGUCUCCUCCCCCCCCCAAGGACUCGAACCGUCGUCUCUUUUUAAACCCAUUUAACAAAACAAAGAAGAAAAAGCAAGAUUUUAGAAAACUAUUUAAAACCCAUCAACUCUUGGACGUCACCACAGGGACAAAUGAAAAGGAGUGAGUGACAAUGACGAUGCCUCAGGAGAAGAAGUCGCCCUCUUUGGGAACAGACCACCACGUACCUCCUGUUUGCGCACUCAAAGUGUUUUCCCUUUUCCCAAAAGUUUCUUCUUCUUUUCAUUUGCAUCUCUGAGCUUUGCAACGUUUUUUUUUAUUUUUAUGAGAAGAGUGAGGAGGAGCAGACAAAGGGAUAGAGAGUUUUAGUCGGUGGUGCGAGUAGAACUAGACACAUUUGCUCGUUGGAAUUUAGUUUUUUGUUUUUUGCUGUUUUGGUUUGUCGUCAGCUCAAAAAGAAAAUGAAUGUAGAUGAACACACGACGAGAAAAAGAGCGGAUUUUGAGAUUAUUCUAUCGACGCCUGGUGCUGAUGAUGUAAAUUCACAUUAAUAGCAUCAGUUCAGAUGCACAACUAAACCGCUACAAAACCAACUUUAUUAUAAUCCCAAUACCAAUACUUGAGGUCAGGAAAGUCCUCAGCCAGAAACAGCCCCUCUACAUGCUCUCCACUUCCUCUUUGGGAGGUGGAGAAAAGUAAAAGACAAAUUAACAGAGAGCACGCCCGUUUGUGUUGAGCACUUAUUGUACUUUGUCGAGCUUUAUAGAAAAGAGAAGAAAAAAGACGAGCAGCAUCUCUCAGGCAGUCGAGUGUCUUUGUGCCGUGCUCUCUCUCUCUCUCUCUCUCUCUCUCUCCCCCCCCCCCUCUCUUAUCGCUCGUUCACCGUCUGACGCGAGGUACUUUAGCAGCAUGCCGCCUCCUGGAUGUUCUAUAAAAAUUGUUAUUGUUACUCCUUUUUUUAAAUGAGCUGAAGAACAAAUGCCUCGCUGCUUCCUGUGUAGAGUUAAAAUGCGUGCCGAUAUUUUUAUUGCCGAAGCUACGAUUAAAACGAUUAAUUAGCGCCACGCGACGUGCAUGCAUGUACAAUACGCGCACGCCAAAAAGUCUCAGCUGGUGUGCCAAAAGACAGUGGACAGUGUUUACGCCGACGCUCACACAUUUUGUUUACAGUGUUUUACUAGACUGGUCGUCUGUUGAAUUGCAAGCUGCAAUGUUUAAAGUCUAACCCUUCAGGUUUGUUUGACCUUGUACAUUUGUUUAUAAUUGCAGCAGGAUGUUGACCAUGUGCUCACAGUUUACCUCUCAUCUCGUUUUUUUUUUUGCUUCUUGCUUAAUAAUGUGUGUUAAGUCCCGGCUCGGGUCGCCAUUCCAUGUUCAUAGUCCAUUUUGUAGAAUAUUUGUAGAAUAUUUAAAGGAUGUGUUUGAAAAUUAGCUUGAGCUUGAAAAUAGUUUAUUUGUGUUUAAAAGUUUUUGGGAAAGGAAAAUGUUUUUUUUUUAUUAUUAUUUUUAUUUGUUUCUCAGCAGUGCAGCAGGGGGGAAACUGGAAGUCCACAUUUCUGUUCGGUCUCACGCUCUGUGACGCUGCUUUUUGUAUUUGUUUUGCCACAAGAAGACUUGAAAUGAUUAUUGCUAAUAUAUAAAUGGCAUACAUAUAUAUAUAUAUAUAUAUAUAUAUGAAUUUAUACAUAUAUAUUUUUCUUGGUUCUCUGCCAUAAAUUAAUGUUAACUGAUCAUGUAUAGAUGAGAGAAGAGAGUCCUCUAUAAAUGCUAUUUUUGAAUAGUUUGUUAUAACAGAUGAUCCCAGGCUGUGAUCGCCCUGCGUCUGUCUGUGGGCGGGAGUCUGACGAGAAACUUGCUUUUGUUCUGACCCUUGUUCUUGACAUUUAUUUUAUUUUUUAUUUUUUGGCGGGGUGGGGGUCCCCUCACACUCGGUUGUUGGUGCCAUUUCGGAACUGUCUAUAGGUGAAAUUGCUGCUGUGUUUUGGGAUAUGACAGUGUGUGUGUGUGUGUGUGUGUUUGUGUGUGUGCGUGUGUGUGCGUGUGUGCGCGUGUUGUAAGAUUACAUUUGCAAGAUGGGAUCAACAUAGCAUUUUAAAAACAACAACUCCGUUUGGAUUCACGGGUCUCUCGCCGUCGCUCUAACAGCUAAAGGCGAGUCUGUCAAACUCAGCUCGGAGUUGAGUUUUUUUGAUGCUAUUACAUCCAUGUGUGUGUUUGAACGGCGUCCCAGCGUAGCCUCUCCGUCUCCUUCCCUGCCUCUUCCUCGACUCCGUCACCUCAGCAGGACUCUGAACUUUAGUUUUUCUGUCCUCCCAAUGCUUUAGGAAUAUAUUAUGGAUCAUCAGUGUCCACUGUCCACACUCACCCUACAGUUUCUUUUUCUCUCUUCAAACCCAUCUCCAUAGUUGGAACUUAAAAAAUACAGACUGAGAGACAGGACUCUUCACUUCCUCUUUUUAUUUUAAUUUUUAAUUUUUUUUGCACAAGUGUAUUACUCAGAUAGUACACCACAACUCAGUAUUAAUGUUCUGCAUAGAUUUAAAAGAAUUAUGGCAUAUGCUCCUUCCAUUAAUUGGCCCAUUACAGUAGGUGGAUGGAGGAGUUUAGUCAGAAAUCAGGAAAGUGAUCAGGCUGCUUUCAAAUCAUGGAUUUGGAACUAAAAACCAGGCAACCACCAGUUUGUUUUUAUUUUAGCACACGUUGAAAUUUUGUUUCCUAGCAAACGAGUACAAAAUAAUAAAAUACAUUUGUUUUGUUCCUUAUGUGGAACUCUCUAUAAGCGCUCCAAAUGCAACAUCUUUUUUUCGUUCAGGGAAAAAAAAAAUGAAUUAGUAAACCCCUCUGCUCCCAGUCCACAUACAGCUGGUAUGUGUUCAUGGAGAAUCUGGCAGCGAGCAGCUCUUCGACACGGAGAACACAACAUGUCUGUGAUGGGGUUUUUUAACGACAUAAAUUGGAGAAAAUGUCGCAUUCUGAUGAAAGUGUCCCUUACAGUAUCUGUCUGUAACUCCGCCCCCCGUGAAUGCAAUAAGAGAGAUGUGAAUGUGUUUGAGGUAGACAUCUUUUUUCCUUUUUUCUUUUUUUUUUUGGCAUUAUG
Messenger RNA from Scophthalmus maximus (turbot), 8935 nucleotides. It is a transcript of the gene rapgef6, whose product is annotated as Rap guanine nucleotide exchange factor (GEF) 6. Gene Ontology annotation, cellular component: endocytic vesicle; apical plasma membrane; plasma membrane. The transcript is spliced from 27 exons. Bases 991 to 5616 code for a protein of 1541 amino acids. The record is from RefSeq and is a predicted model, not a curated record. Gene Ontology annotation, biological process: positive regulation of GTPase activity; positive regulation of ERK1 and ERK2 cascade; Ras protein signal transduction. NCBI's taxonomy places the organism in Eukaryota, Metazoa, Chordata, Actinopteri, Pleuronectiformes, Scophthalmidae. Gene Ontology annotation, molecular function: protein binding; guanyl-nucleotide exchange factor activity.